Setaria italica (foxtail millet) is the source of this 3573-nucleotide messenger RNA. Its product is annotated as putative disease resistance RPP13-like protein 1. The transcript is spliced from 3 exons. Gene Ontology annotation, molecular function: ADP binding. Bases 169 to 3438 code for a protein of 1089 amino acids. The record is from RefSeq and is a predicted model, not a curated record. NCBI's taxonomy places the organism in Eukaryota, Viridiplantae, Streptophyta, Magnoliopsida, Poales, Poaceae. Gene Ontology annotation, biological process: defense response to other organism.
AAUAAUCCUGGGACCCGGGUUGGCCGUUCGCAUUUGCAGUCACGCAUCAAGCGAUUAGGAUCACCUCUCUACAAAGCAUUCCGCAAUCAGCACGGAGUAGAAGCAUACACUUUGGAACCCCCCACCCCUCAUUUUUUCUUGUCGCUAAUAGUACCCCAUCCCCCGGUCAUGGCGGCGGUUCUGGACGCGUUCGCGUCCAAGCUGGCGAGCAUCCUAGCCGGCAUGGCGAAGGGCGAAGUGGAGAUGCUUCUUGGCGUACCCGGUGAGAUCACCAAGCUUGAGACCACGCUCGGCGACCUGAGCAGCAUUCUGGCAGAUGCUGAGAGGAGGCGCAUCCGUGACUCGACUGUGGAGCGGUGGGUGAGGGAGCUCAAGGAUGUCAUGUACGACGCCGAUGACAUCCUUGACCUCUGCCAGAUCAUGGAGGGCGGAGAAGAUCCCUCUUCUUCAGCUGCUGCUCGAAAAGCCACUUCAGGGUGCUGGAACAUCCCCGCGAUGUUCUUUUGCUUCCGCAACCCCGUGGUUGCACACGAGAUCGGGAAGAAGAUCCAAGCGCUCAACAAGCGACUGGAAGAUCUUGAGAAGAGAAGCUCCCGCUUUGGAUUCAUCAAGCAAGCAAUUAACUCCUCAGGUUAUUCCAUCAACAAUGCCAUCAAUCCUUGGUCCAAUAGUAAUACAAAGACUGGAUCGAUCAUUAUCAAGUCUGAUGUUGUCGGCGAGAAGAUCGAGGAGGAUACCAAGAAAAUCGUUGAUCUACUCAUCAGGAAUGUGGACUCUCGCGUAGGAUUAAAUAGCAACAAUGUGAUUGUUGAUCUUGCAAUCACAGGAAUGGGUGGGAUAGGUAAAACCACUCUUGCUCGGAUGGUCUUCGGUGAUAGUAGGGUGGAGGAGAACUUUGAGGACAGGAUCUGGUUGAGCGUUAACCAGGAGGUCAAUGAGAUUAGUGUCCUACAAAGUCUUCUAGCUUCUUUUCGUGCCAAACAUGAAGGCUUUGUUGGAAAUAAGGACUUGCUCGAGCGUGCUUUGAAGGACACGGUUCGGCAAAAGAAAAAGUUUUUGUUGGUGAUGGAUGAUGUGUGGAGCGAAAAGGUGUGGAAUGACCUGCUGAGAGUGCCACUCAGUCAUGGUGCUUCAGGUAGUCGUGUCAUGGUGACCACAAGAAACGAUGGAGUUGCUUAUGGGAUGAAAGCUCAACAUCUUCAUCGAGUUGACAAGCUGCAAACAGAAGAUGCUUGGAUUUUACUAAAGAACCAGGUAGUUUUGAAUGAGAGUGAUGAAGCUGAUGUCGAUGAAUUGAGGAGUAUCGGGAUGGAAAUUGUUAAAAGAUGUGACCGCUUGCCGUUAGCAGUUAAGGUCCUUGGAGGACUCUUGCGCUGCAAAAGUAGAACAAGAGAUGCUUGGACAGAUGUUACUAGCCACAACACUUGGUCGACAACAGGAAUCGAUGAAGAUAUUAAUAAAGCGGUCUAUUUGAGUUAUGAAGACUUGCCCUCACACCUGAAGCAAUGUUUUGUGUAUUGUUCGCUAAUCCCUAAAGGUAAAUUAAUAAUGAGAGGAACAAUGGUCCAGCUUUGGAUUGCAGCAGGUCAUGUACACAACAAGAUGAGCGCACCAGAAAAGUUGGCGAAAGAAUACUACAAAGAAUUGGUUUCAAGAAAUCUUCUAGAACCAAACAAAAAUUACUAUAGUAGAGCAGCAUGCAGCAUGCACGAUGUUGUCCGUUCCUUCACUCAGUAUAUAAUUAAAGAUGAAGGGAUACUUGUUAGUGAUGGGCAGGAUGUCAAUAGAAGUCUUAGCACUGCAAAGCUUCGGCACCUAUCUAUCUCAAACAAGGCAGUAGGGCAUGAUACUUUGCAAAAACAAGCCUUACUUAGAACAUUAAUGUUAUUCGGAAGCAGCACCAUUGUUGAGCUAAAGGAUCUGUUGAACAACCUUUCUUGCCUAAGAGUACUACAUCUAGAAGAUAUAAAUCUAGUCGAGCUGCCAGACUCCAUAUGCCACCUCAAACAUUUAAGAUCCUUGUGUCUUCCUGGCACAAGCAUAUCCACAAUUCCUCAAGGCAUAGGAGAUCUAAAAUUUCUACAAGCUAUUGACCUUCGUGGGUGUGCAAAUAUUCAUCAACUUCCUAACAGCAUCCUAAAGCUACGGAAGCUAAGGUCACUCAACUUGAACAACACGGCAAUCACUUCAGUUCCUCGUGGCUUGGGAAAACUCGAAGAUUUGGUCAAAAUAUGGGGGUUUCCAACACAUUAUUCAGAUGAGAGCACAGGUGGCUGGUGCAGCAUAGAAGAACUCAGACCUCUGUCGAAGCUCCAAAGCCUUGAAAUAAGAUGUCUGGAGAAGGCACCUUCCGGUUCUAUGGCUGCUAAAGCAAACCUUAGCAGUAAACAUCACCUGACAUGGCUAGAUUUGGUAUUUACCAGCAGGCUAGGAGACAACGGGGUGGUCGAAGGCAACAUUAGCGAGGAGGAACACAGGAGAACAGAGGAGGUGCUGGAUAAUCUGUGUCCUCCAACUUGCAUGGAAGAACUUGAUAUCAAAGGCUACUUUGCACGUGGGCUACCGCAGUGGAUGAGAACCAUGUCAGCCUUUGGGAGCUUAAGGCGGUUGGUGCUACAUGACCACGCAUGCUGCCCGCAUCUACCUAAUGGAUUGGGGCAGCUCCCCUUUCUUGAUUAUUUUUGGGUCAACCGUGCUCCGUCUGUCCAGUGCGUUGGGCAUGAUUUCCUCUUCCCCUCCUUGGGUGGUCAAGCCGAUGGCAAAGUAACACGGAACAAUAACAGGCAGCCUCAUCAUACUUCGCGUGGUGCUGGUGUUGCUUUUCCCAAGCUGAGAAAAGUGGGUUUUGAAGGCAUGCUGGGAUGGACGGAGUGGGAGUGGGAGCAUCACGUCCCAGCGAUGCCUGCAUUAGAGGAGCUUACAAUCAGAAACGGCAAACUGCAACGCCUUCCUGCAGGGCUUGCACAACAUGCAUGCCGGUUGAGAGAGUUGCGCCUGACACAUGUCCAUCACUUGGUCUCUGUGGAUAACUUCCCUUCACUAGUCAAGCUUUGGUCAUAUGACAACCCAAGGCUGGAGAGGAUCAGCAACAACCCAAGCUUGCAAUGGAUUGACAUUAGCAAUUGCCGAGCACUAAAGGAAUUGGAUCGUUUGCCAUCCUUCCGAAGCCUCGAGUGGUGGGAUUUCAGUGCUGAAGCACUCCCAGAAUACUUGCGAGAGGCAAAGCUAAAGAAAUUGCGUGUAGAUUGCAGCCGAAGAUUGCUCAAACUGAUAGCACUACAAGAUGAAUCCUCCGAAUGGGGAAAGAUCCAGCAUGUCCAACAAGUAAAGGCGUAUGGACACAAGAAAAAAGGAGAAGAUGAGGAUGCCGAGUGGUACAUCUACUAUACGAAGGAGCCGUAUUCAUUCGACGCAUACCUGGGCAAGUCCACGGGAUGAAGAUGAAGCAGAAGUAGACGAGGUGAACGAAGAGCAGAGUCCAGGAAUAGAACAUAGUAAGAAUGCAAGGAACAGAGGAAGCUCUCAGGCUGUUACGACAGGAGGAGCAUUCGAAUCCAUCCACCAAAUACUAGG